Messenger RNA from Solea solea (common sole), 4062 nucleotides. It is a transcript of the gene usp48, whose product is annotated as ubiquitin specific peptidase 48. Gene Ontology annotation, biological process: protein deubiquitination. The coding region runs from base 157 to 3309 and encodes 1050 amino acids. Gene Ontology annotation, cellular component: cytosol; nucleus. Gene Ontology annotation, molecular function: cysteine-type deubiquitinase activity; cysteine-type endopeptidase activity; protein binding. The record is from RefSeq and is a predicted model, not a curated record. Lineage: Eukaryota; Metazoa; Chordata; Actinopteri; Pleuronectiformes; Soleidae. The transcript is spliced from 28 exons.
ACGUCUUUACGUCACGCCUUGACGUCGUGUUAAUUCUGAGCGGAGAAAUAAUAUAUUUAUAAACUGACGCAAGGGCGCUAAAUCUAAAAUAAACCGUGAAUAAAAUGUGAAAAUAUAUCAAUAUUCUGGUGAAGCAGCUGCACGCAUGAAAGGAUUAUGGCGCCCCGCAUACAGCUGGAGAAAGCGGCUUGGCGUUGGGUGGAAACGGUGAAACCAGAAGAAAUCGGACAGGAGCACAUCGAGCUAGCAUAUCGGGUGAAUCUCCCGGCCUGCAAGAGAGGAGCCUGCAGGAGGAACUGCAAAGGGAAUCCCAACUGUCUUGUGGGUAUUGGUGAGCAGGCGUGGUUGGGGGAGAUAGAUGAAAAUGCUUUUCACAAUAUUGACGACCCAAAUUCAGAGCGCCGAGACAAGAACACAUUUGUUGGCCUGACCAACUUGGGUGCAACCUGUUAUGUCAACACAUUCCUGCAAGUGUGGUUCCACAACCUGGAGUUGCGGAGGACCCUCUAUCAGUGCCAUAAUUCACGAGCACAGGAACAUAACAUUGAGUCUGAUUACGAGCCUCAGUCCAUUUGUGAGCAUUUGCAGUAUCUGUUUGCUCUGCUGCAGAACAGCAACAGGAAAUACAUAGAUCCUUCUGGGUUGGUUAAAGCACUUGGUCUGGAUACAGGACAACAACAGGAUGCCCAGGAGUUUUCAAAGCUUUUCUUGUCCCUACUGGAGGACACACUAUCCAAGCAAAAGAACCCCAACCUGCAGAAUGUCAUCCAGCGGCAGUUCUGUGGACAGUUCUCCUAUGUUACUGUAUGUAACCAGUGUGGACGAUCAUCUGCUCUGCCUUCCCGUUUCUACGAGCUGGAGUUAAACAUCCAGGGCCACAAAAACCUCACUGAGUGCGUCACUGAAUUCCUGAAGGAAGAGAAGCUGGAUGGAGACAACCGCUACUUCUGUGAGAGCUGUCAGAGUAAACAGAACGCCACCAGAAGGAUAAAACUACACAACAUCCCUCCAACCCUCAACCUGCAGCUCAUGCGCUUUGUCUUUGAUAGACAAACAGGCCACAAAAAGAAGUUGAACACUUUCAUCAGUUUUCCAGAGCAGCUUGACAUGGCGCCUUUUCUGGAAGGAAAACAAGACCAGAAGUGCGUUUAUGAACUGAGUGCAGUGCUGAUUCACCGGGGCAUCAGCGCUUACUCGGGCCACUACAUCGCGCAUGUGAAAGACGCUCGUACUGGAGACUGGUACAAAUUCAACGAUGAAGAAAUUGAGAAGAUGGAAGGCAAGAAGCUGCAGCUUGGCACUGAGGAGGACAUUGCUGAAACCGUGAAGUCCCAGACACGAAAGCCAAAGUGCAGUAAAGGCUACCACUGUUCCAGAAAUGCAUACAUGCUGGUGUAUAAGGUCCAGGAAGAGGAGAGCUCAGAUGCUUCUAGAGCCAGUGUUGAGGUACCAGACUUCCUUCAGAGACUCGUUGAUCAAGACAACCACAAAUUUGAAGAGUGGUGCAAUGAAAUGGCAGACAUGAGAAAACAGAGUGUGGACAAAGGCAAAGCAAAGCAUGAGGAGGUGAAGGAACUGUACGAGCUUUUACCCACAAAAGACGGUGAGCCAUAUGAAUUUAUACCCCUUGAGUGGCUCAAGAAGUGGCUGGAUGACUCUACUGCUACAAAAGAAAUAGACAACUCGCUCUUCCUGUGUUCGCACGGCAGACUGCACCCAGACAAGGUGGGAGAUUCCAAAAGAAUUUCCCUGCAAGCUGCUCAGCUUCUCUAUGAGCGCUACGGUGGAGGGCCAAGACUGGACGAGACCUCGCUGUGUAGCGAGUGUGUCGGCCAGCGAUGCCGAGUGCUGCGGCUAAAGAACCAGCUUAAUGAAGACUACAAGGAAGUCACCAACAUGGUCAAACGUACACUCAGUGGUGAGGGUUACUGGGUGGGCAAAGCAUCUCUGCGUAGCUGGAGGCAGUUGGCUAUGGAACAGCUGGAGGAGGAUGAACAUGAAACCAAACACAGCAAUGGCCAGACCAAUGGACAGGGACCACACAUCAACAGCAGCAAAGAGUUCAGCUCUGAGCUUUCAGACGGCAAAGAGGAUGACAUGAAGACGUUCAAUGAAGACAUUGUCUGCACUCAUGGGGGUCUCAGUAUUCUGGAGACUGAACGGAAGCUGGUAUCCUCUGAAGUUUGGACCAAGCUGAGGGCAUAUUUCCCUAAAGCCUCAGAAUUCACUGAAAACCAACAGCCCUGUCAGCAGUGCCUGACAUUAGAGCAGGAGGAAAAAGACAAUGAGGCGGUCAGUAAGAUGAUGGCCCUGGACCAGAAGAACCAGCUGCUCAACCUCUUUCAUGAGAAGAACCGACCGACACUCACAAAGUGGCCUCAGGGCACCGAUGUACUUUACAUUGUUCCCCUGUUUUUUGUGGACGAGUGGAGAAAAUUCAUUAGGAGGCCCACAAAAUCCUCUCCAGUGUCUAACGUGGGCAACACUCUGCUGCUCUGUCCUCAUGGAGGCUUCAUGUUCACGUAUGACUCUCUGAUCGGUGGAGAUGCACAACAUAUAGCUCUGCUCUGGCCCAACGAAUGGGAGGUAAUCAGUAGACUCUUCAUGGUGGACCAGCCCAUCUCCAUCCACUGCUUCCAACAAACCACAGCUACCGGACCCACCACUCAGUACACCACACAGCCUGAGCUAUGCUGGGAGUGCAGAGAGAGCUUCCUUUUCCAGCAGCAGAGGGACCUCAGAGAGUACACGCAGGCAACCAUCUACAUCCGCAAAGUCAUCGAAGACCAAGCGAUGAUGAAAGAAGCAACUCCUGAGAUGAACGCCAGCAGCUCAGAGGCAGAGGAGGAGAAAGAGGAACAACCAAAGUUGGAUGGAGAGAAAGAUCCUGACUUCAGCCAGUCACAAGAUGGUGCAAAGCGGUUAAAGCUGUGUGACGACAGUGCAGCUCCAGCACCUGUUGUUCCUGUGACCAGUAUGAGCAAAUUUGGUGGAAUCAGAAGAAGCACCCGGCACAGGAAACUCAGAGGAGAGAAAGCACUCAUAGUUUCAGCUAAUCAGACACUCAAAGAGCUGAAGAUACAGAUUAUGCAUGCCUUCUCUGUGGCUCCGUUUGACCAGAACCUCUCCAUUGAUGGAAAAAAUCUAACGGAUGACUUGGCCACACUGGGCAGUCUGGGUGUUGUUCCAGAGAGCAUAAUCUGUCUAAAGGCUGACGAGCCAAUAGCAGACUAUGCCGCAAUGGACGACGUCUAUCAGGUGAGAAUGCCUGAAGAGGGAUUUAAAGGCACUGGGCUUCUGGGUCACUGAGGAAAGCUGUGCUGCAGCCAUGCUUGAAUUGGACAGAUGACAAAGGAAAAAAGCUUGAAUUUGUCAGGUGUCCAUAUAUAAAUAAGUGCUUUAAUUUGUUUUUUUACAUUUUGAGUAGGCUUUCUUUAAUAAAACUGUGACUAUGUUGCAAAGCCGCUGUUUUUCUCUACAGAAGGUUAGCUGACCUUUGAUAUUUAAAAUUCCUAGUCAUUCUGAAGGACUCUAUGGUAGAGCUUCUGCCUGACUAAUAGAAACAUGUUGGAGUGGAUCUAAGAUGAUCUAUUGUAUGCUGAGGCUUGUCUUCAGUUAAAUUCUACUGUUACUUGUGGAAAUGGGCUUUGUUUUUGAUUAUUUUAAAUUAUGGCCAGAGUAAAAUUUAAGAAAAUGUCUCUUUCCAUUAUGUGGAAGCUUGUGUUCUCACUGCAGUUUUUCAGAUUUGUCAAAAAGAAUGCACGAGUAACUGUUAAGUAUUACAAAAAAUAUAAUUGCUCUUUAAUGUUAGAACAUUUAUUACCUCUACAGCAAAUCUAUAUCCAUAAUCCUCCAUGUGGCAUUUAGAGAUGCAUAGCUACUCUGGAUGAAGAGAGGCAAAAUCCUGCAAUUGUCUCAGCAGUGUAAACCUCAUGAGUUGGAAGUGAGAGAUAAACGCAGUGUAAUGUCCUCUUCUUUUCACACUUAUUUCUUAUGGGCAAUAAGGUUAUUUUCAAAAUCCUCUGUCCCAACAUACUUGUAAUAAAUAGAUUCAACAAAUUA